Messenger RNA from Salarias fasciatus (jewelled blenny), 1891 nucleotides. Its product is annotated as GTPase IMAP family member 9-like. Lineage: Eukaryota; Metazoa; Chordata; Actinopteri; Blenniiformes; Blenniidae. The record is from RefSeq and is a predicted model, not a curated record. Gene Ontology annotation, molecular function: GTP binding. The transcript has 2 exons. The annotation marks the transcript as partial.
CCCGGCGAUCCCCACCGGACCAUCCCCGGUGCCCCAGGUAAGGUUCUGCUUCACGGCGGCGCGCACGGUCGCGGCGGCGAGCCCCGCGGCGAACCACGGUCCAAUCAUCAUUUUUUUGUUCCAUCACGAACUCCGCCAAAGAUACUCCAAAGAAAAAGGAUGAGGUAAGUCAAGGCACAAUAAAAUAAAAUAAAAUAAAACCAAAGUAACAAGAGAAAUAAAAUAAAUUAAAUCAACACAACGUGAUGAAAAAACUGGAAAGUGCGUGUUUAUUUACAGCAACGUUUCGACUGUAACACAGUCUUCCUCAGGCUCAAAACACGCAAACACAAUGAAAUUCAAAUAAAUGCGCAGUUUGGCAUUGAAGAAAAAAAGAAAAAAGAAAGACAGGUUUUUCUCCUCCUAAACAGCUCAGAUGGGCUUCCCUAAAUCAGGAGCUGUGCUCUCUCCAGCAGACUGUGAGAAAGUGAGACUAAAGUGCUGUGCGGCUCAGAGUCUACUCUCACCCCUCCCAUACCCACUGGAGGGGUGGGGUUUGUGUCUGGGAAUGGAGUGGUAGAGGGAGGAAAAAAAACACACAGGCCUUGCUUGCAAAUAUGAGGAUAACUUCCUUCCCUCACUUUCAAAAAUUAAAUGUUUUUUUCAAAUAGCUUCCAAAAAAAAAAAAUAAAAAAAAAAAUUCUAAAUUUUAAAUGUGUUUCUUUUCUUCUCCACAGGUCCCACAGAUGCAGGAUUCACCCACAGGAAGAUAAAUGUAACAAAAAUAAGAAUAUGUAAUCAAAACAUGAAUAAUUAUUUUUUUCCUUUUUCUUCUAUUCUUCUCCCCACAGGUUCCCGGAUCCAGGAUUCCAUGGAAGAUUCUUACUUCACCAACAACAAUGAGCUGAGGAUCGUGAUGGUGGGGAAGACUGGAAAUGGGAAGAGCGCCACAGGAAACACUAUUCUUGGCCGCCAGUGCUUUGAGUCCAAGUGCAGUGCCAAGUCCAUGACGGUGGACUGCUCCAAAGGCAAAGCUACAGUGUCUGGUCAGCAGGUGGCGGUCAUUGACACUCCAGGCCUGUUUGACACCAGGUCCGGCGUGGACAAAACCACCAAGGACAUUACCCAGUGCAUCUCUUAUGCUUCUCCUGGACCACACAUCUUCCUGGUGGUCAUCAGGCUGGGCAGAUUCACCAAGGAGGAGCAGCAGACGGUGCAAUGGAUCCAAGAAAUCUUUGGCCAGGAAGCAGACAAAUACAGCAUGGUUCUCUUUACUCACGGAGACAAUCUGGAAGAAUCCACUAUCGAGGAGUUCCUGACUGAAAGCCCAGAGCUGCAGGAACUGGUGUCCAGAUGUAACAACCAGUACCACGUCUUCAACAACAAGAACAAAGAUCCCUCUCAGGUCCAGGAGCUGCUGCAGAAGAUCAGAAACGUGGUGCAGAAGAACGGAGGAAGCCACUACACCAACCAGAUGUUCCAGGAGGCUGAGAGGGCCAUCCAGGAGGAGAAGAGACGCAUCCUGGAGGAGAACGAGGAGAAAAUACGCAAAGAAAAAGAAGAGAUGGAGAGGAAGCUGCAGGAGAAAUAUGAUAAAGAGAUGCAGAGAAUCAACCAAGAACUGCAGGCUGAGAGAGAGAAGGAGAGGAAGGAGAGAGAGGAGGAGAAGAAGAGGGAGAUAGAGGAGAUGAGGAGGAGGGAGAAGGAGAGAGAGGAGGAGAGGAGGAGGGAGAGGGAGGAGAUGAAUGAAGACAGGAAGAGGGAGAAGGAGGAGAGAGAGGAGGAGAGGAGGAGGGAGAAGGAGGAGGAGAGGAGGAGGGAGAAGGAGAGAGAGGAGGAGAGGAGGAGGGACAAGGAGGAGAGAGAGGAGGAGAGGAGGAGGGAGAAGGAGAGAGAGGAGGAGAGGAGGAGG